Opisthorchis viverrini is the source of this 533-nucleotide messenger RNA. RefSeq lists its product as hypothetical. The transcript is spliced from 6 exons. The annotation marks the transcript as partial. Gene Ontology annotation, cellular component: nucleus. The record is from RefSeq and is a predicted model, not a curated record. NCBI's taxonomy places the organism in Eukaryota, Metazoa, Platyhelminthes, Trematoda, Opisthorchiida, Opisthorchiidae.
AUGUCUGCUGAUGCUUCCAACGACCCGUUUAGUUCUUUUUAUCAGGAAGUGAAGGCUAUCGAGAAAAGAGACUCGGUGCUCACACCAAAACAGCAAAUUGACAGACUCAAUCGUCCCGGAUCGACUUACUUCAAUCUAAAUCCAUACGAUGUUCUUCAAGUGGAUCCCGAUACCCCGCUGGCCGACGUGAAGAAAAAAUAUCGGCAGCUUUCGCUUCUAGUUCACCCGGAUAAAAAUCAGAGUGACUCUGAAAGAGCUCAAAAGGCUUUUGAUGCACUUGCCAAGGCUCACAAAACUUUGGACGACCCAGAGUCGGCUCGUAAAUGUCGAGAAGUUGUUGAUGAGGCGAAAGCACGGGUUGAACAGAUGAUUAUCGAAAAACGACAGCGUGCUCGAAAAGCGGGUCAGUCGACGGAAGUUGAGGAGGACGAUCCGGAAAAGAAAAGACACGCUAUCUACGUGCAAACGUGCAAGCUGUUUGCCGAUUUGGAGAGGCUACGUGUCGAAGAGGAACUCAAGCAAUCAAAUGAACG